UGGAUGAGUGCUCCCUAUGUGUGUGUGCCUUUGAGAGAGAGAGAGGGAGGGAGCGAGCCAGAAAGAGAGCGAGCGGGGAAGGGAGCGCCUGCUAGUGCAACUGCCCGUGCCCGGAGCGUCCUCGGUCCCUGCACGGGACAGGCAAAGGCGCGAGAGGAGCCAGGAUCCGUGGUGGCUGGCGUCAGAAAGGGGCCCCCGCUCUGCCCCAGCAAGCGCGCUGUGCUAGCAUGUGCGGGGCAGCCCCUCGCUAGCUAGCCCAGCCGCUCCAAGCAGCAGCAGCAUGGCUCCGAAGAAACGAGCGGCGUCAGACGGCUUGUGGCUGCGGGCGGGAGUCUGCCUGCUGGCCUGGACGGCCUUUUGCCGCGUCCGGGCCAGCGCCUGUCCCGCGCCGUGCGCCUGCAGCGGCACGACGGUAGACUGUCACGGGCUGGGGCUCCGCAGCGUCCCCAAGAACAUCCCGAGGAGCGCUGAACGGCUGGAGCUGAAUGGGAAUAACAUUACCCGCAUCAACAAGAAUGACUUUGCUGGACUGAAGCAGCUGCGAGUUCUGCAGCUGAUGGAAAACCAGAUCUCUGUGGUGGAGCGAGGGGUGUUCGACGACAUGAAAGAGCUGGAGCGACUCCGUCUGAAUCGGAACCAGCUGCACACUUUGCCAGAGCUCCUGUUCCAGAAUAACCAGGCAUUGUCACGACUGGACCUGAGUGAGAAUCUCCUUCAGGCUGUGCCCCGGAAGGCAUUUCGUGGAGCUACUGACCUCAAGAAUUUGCAACUGGACAAGAACCACAUCAGUUGCAUUGAGGAAGGAGCCUUCCGUGCUCUCCGUGGCCUGGAGGUUUUGACCCUGAACAACAACAACAUCAGCACCAUCCCCAUUUCCAGCUUCAACCACAUGCCCAAAUUGCGCACCUUCCGCUUGCACUCCAACCAGCUGUUCUGCGAUUGCCACUUGGGCUGGCUCUCCCAGUGGCUGCGCCAACGACCCACCAUUGGGCUCUUCACACAGUGUGCUGGCCCUGCUCCCCUGCGUGGCCUCAAUGUUGCAGAGAUCCAGAAGAACGAAUUCAGCUGCUCAGGUCAGAACGAUGCUUCCAGGGCCCAGAUCUGCAGUUUUUCAUCUGGCUCCUGUCCUGCCAUGUGCACCUGCAGCAAUGGCAUCGUGGACUGUCGCGGCAAGGGGCUGACGGCCAUCCCUGCCAACUUGCCUGAGACCAUGACUGAGAUACGCUUGGAACUGAAUGGCAUCAAGUCCAUCCCACCUGGAGCCUUCUCAUCAUACAAAAAACUACGUAGGAUAGACCUGAGCAAUAACCAGAUCUCGGAAAUUGCACCUGAUGCCUUCCAAGGCCUGCGCUCACUCAAUUCUCUAGUCUUGUAUGGAAACAAGAUCACUGAGCUGCCCAAAGGGGUGUUCGGGGGCCUGUAUGCACUGCAACUACUGCUCCUGAAUGCCAACAAGAUUAACUGCAUCCGGGCAGAUGCCUUUGCUGAUCUGCAGAACCUGUCGCUGCUCUCGCUCUAUGACAACAAGAUCCAGACCCUGGCCAAGGGCACCUUUGCCACCCUGCGUGCCAUCCAGACCCUCCAUCUGGCCCAGAACCCGUUUAUCUGCGACUGCAACCUCAAGUGGCUGGCGGACUUCUUGCGUGCCAAUCCUAUCGAGACAAGUGGCGCUCGCUGUGCCAGCCCCCGCCGCCUGGCCAACAAGCGCAUUGGACAGAUCAAGAGCAAGAAAUUCCGCUGCUCCCCCAAAGAGCAGUAUUUCAUUCCAGGUACAGAGGAUUACCAGUUGAACAGCGAAUGCCACAGUGAUGUGGUCUGCCCACCCAAGUGCCGCUGUGAAGCCAACGUAGUUGAAUGUUCCAACCUAAAACUGACGAAGAUCCCAGAGCGUCUCCCACAGGCCACGGCUGAACUACGCUUGAAUAACAAUGAAAUCUCAGUGCUGGAAGCCACAGGCAUUUUCAAGAAGCUCCCGCACUUGAAGAAAAUAAACUUGAGCAACAACAAGGUGUCAGAGAUUGAGGACGGGGCCUUUGAAGGGGCAGCCUCCGUCAGCGAGUUACACCUGACCGCUAACCAGCUGGAAUCUGUACGCAGCGCCAUGUUCCGGGGCCUCGAUGGGCUGCGGACGCUGAUGCUGAGGAACAAUCACAUCAACUGCAUCCACAACGACAGCUUCGCAGGGCUGCGUAAUGUGCGCCUUCUCUCCCUGUACGACAACCAGAUCGGGACGAUUGCGCCUGGCGCAUUUGACACACUGCAGUCACUUUCCACUCUGAACCUGCUGGCUAACCCCUUCAACUGCAAUUGCCGUCUGGCCUGGCUGGGUGACUGGCUUCGCAGGAGAAAGAUUGUGACAGGGAACCCCCGCUGCCAUAAUCCGGACUUCCUGCGCCAAAUCCCACUGCAGGAUGUGGCCUUCCCCGACUUCAGGUGUGAGGAAGGUCAGGAAGAGACCAGCUGCUUCCCACGCCCUCAGUGCCCCCAGGAGUGCACUUGUCUGGACACGGUUGUCCGCUGCAGCAACAAGCACCUGAAGUCCCUCCCCAAGGGGGUCCCCAAGAACGUCACAGAGCUCUAUUUGGAUGGCAACCAGUUCACCUUAGUCCCUGGGCUGCUCUCCACCUUCCGUUACCUGCAACUGGUGGAUCUGAGCAACAACAAGAUCAGCUCUCUCAGCAACUCAUCCUUCACCAAUAUGAGCCAGCUCACCACUUUGAUUCUUAGUUACAAUGCGCUGAAGUGCAUCCCCCCUCUGGCCUUUGAGGGUCUCCGUUCGCUACGGUUGCUGUCCCUCCAUGGAAAUGAUAUCUCCACACUCCCUGAAGGGAUUUUUGCUGAUGUCACCUCCCUGUCUCACUUAGCCAUCGGCGCCAACCCCUUGUACUGUGAUUGCCACAUGCGCUGGCUCUCAGGCUGGGUCAAAACUGGGUACAAAGAGCCUGGCAUUGCCCGUUGUGCUGGUCCUGCUGAUAUGGAGGGCAAACUGCUGCUCACCACUCCAGCCAAGAAGUUCGAGUGUCAGGGCCCUCUUCCUCUGAACAUCCAGGCCAAGUGUAACCCCUGCUUCUCCAGUCCCUGCCAAAACAGGGGCACCUGUCACCAGGACCCUCUGGAUUCCUACCGCUGCACCUGCUCCAGCAGCUUCAAGGGUCGAAACUGCGAACUCUCUCUCGAUGGUUGCUCCAGCAGCCCCUGUGAGAAUGGGGGGACCUGUCUCUCCCCUGAAGAGGAUGGUGCCAGCUUCAUCAGGUGUUCCUGCGCAGAUGGAUUUGAAGGUCCGACCUGCAGUCUAAAGACUAACAACUGCAACAGUAGCCACUGCAAGAACAGUGGAACAUGCGUCAGUGGCUCUAGCAACUACACCUGCUUGUGCCUUCCCUUUUACACAGGAGCUUACUGUGAGCAGCUCAUGGAUGUCUGUUCCCCAGAGCUCAGCCCCUGCCAGCAUGAGGCCAAAUGCAGGGCCUCCCCUGAUGGACCCAAGUGUGAGUGCAUGCCCGGCUACGUGGGAGAUAACUGCAGUGUUGACUACGAUGACUGCCUGGACCACCGGUGCCAGAACAAUGCCCAGUGCCUGGAUGAGCCCAAUGGGUAUUCCUGCCUUUGCACCGGAGGCUACAGUGGCCAGCUCUGUGAGAUUCCACCCCGUGGCUCCCUCCAACCCAGCCCCUGUGAAAGGGCAGAAUGCCAGAAUGGUGCCAACUGCAUGGAGCUGGGCAGCCGUGCUUUGUGCCAGUGCCUUCCUGGCUUUGGUGGGCCAAAAUGUGAGAAGCUGUUGAGUGUCAACUUUGUGGACCGGGACACGUACCUCCAGUUCACCGACCUGCAGAACUGGCCCAGUGCAAAUAUCACUCUACAGGUCUCAACGGCGGAGGACAAUGGGAUCCUCUUGUACAAUGGGGAUACAGACCACAUGGCUGUGGAGCUCUACCAAGGCCAUGUGCGUGUCAGCUAUGACCCAGGCACCUACCCUAGCUCUGCCAUUUACAGUGCAGAGACCAUCAAUGAUGGGCAGUUCCAUACAGUGGAACUGGUGACAUUUGAGCGGAUGGUAAACCUCUCCAUUGAUGGCGGCGACCCCAUGACAAUGGACAGCUUUGGCAAGGCCCACACGCUGAACUCGGAGGCUCCUCUCUAUGUUGGGGGGAUGCCCGUGGAUGUGAACUCUGCUGCCUUCCGCCUCUGGCAGAUCCUGAAUGGCUCCAGCUUCCAUGGCUGCAUCCGCAACCUGUACAUCAACAAUGAACUUCAGGACUUUACAAAGACCCAGAUGAAGCCAGGAGUGGUGCCUGGCUGUGAGCCUUGCCGCAAACUCUACUGCCUGCAUGGCAUUUGCCAACCCAACACUGCUCAUGGCCCCGUUUGCCACUGUGAUCCAGGCUGGGUUGGGCCCCAUUGUGACCAGCCCAUGAGAGACCCCUGCCAGGGGCACAAAUGUGUUCAUGGACUCUGUGUGCCCCUGGAUGAACUCUCCUAUAGCUGCCAGUGCCAGGAUGGUUACAAGGGAGCUUUGUGCAACCAGCAAGGGGAGCUCCACAAUCCAUGCAAGAGCUUGCAGUGUGUUCAUGGCCAGUGCCAGAUCUCGGACACAGGCGAGGCCUACUGUGAAUGCAACGGGGGAUUCGAUGGAGACCUCUGUGACCAAGAGUCGGAGUGUCGGGGCGAGACUGUGCGUCAUUUCCAGCAGAUCCAGCGCGGCUAUGCCAUCUGCCAGACCACACGCCCGGUAUCCUGGGUGGAGUGCCGGGGAUCAUGCCCAGGCCCCGGCUGCUGUACAGGACUGCGCCUCAAGCGCAGGAAAUACACCUUUGAGUGCAGUGAUGGCUCUUCCUUUCUGGCAGAGGUGGAAAAACACAGCAAAUGCGGCUGUUCCCAGUGCAUGUAGCCUCCAGCAAGGGACAGGCCAGAUCCAGAGACCAGUGGGCCAGGGCUGCCCUAACAGAGAGGCCUUGGGGACAUCCUUGCCACCUCCUCUUGUCCCUGUUGCUGCUUGGGGGAAGAAGGGUCAGCGGGUAGGACAUUCAGUUUGGCAACUGAGCAGCUCCUUUGGCAUGGUGACCGUGGCUCUUCUGGAUGGACCAGACAAAGGUGUAGAUAGAAGACUUUUGCUGGAGAAUCCAGCUCAACAGAUGUAUUUAUAUCCAGCACAGACUCUCUCUGGGGCCACUCUUUGUGCACAGUAUGAAUUCUUGUCAAGCCUGACCAUGCCUGUUCGUCUUGCCCAGUGUGGUGCCCUGAGUGGCCAUGCCCACGGCUUAUGACUGGAUGCUAUCAUUUCAUCUUUUUGUCAUUUUGCCUGGUGUCGGAGCUGCCAGUCUGCACCAUGCCUUUCUUUUUUGUGGGGCAGUUUGGCUCCCCCCCCCCCAUUCCCUCAUUGCUGAGUAGCCACUCACAUUCUUGUUCUUGCCACCCACUCCAUUGCAACUUCAUUUCCUGUUCAUGGGGCUGAAUUGCAAGCAACACACAGGCAGAGGCUACAGCUAGGAUAAAAGUCAGGAGGGAUGUGUGCCCUUACAGAACUGGAGCACAGAAUUUUAUUUUAUUUUUUAAUAGCUGAAGGGAUUGCAUGAGCAGCUACUUCUUACCCACCUGAUGGUUGCAAGGUAGUGAUUUUAAAAACAAGCUUAAGACUGCAGUGGGUCAUGGGUUCAGGUAUGUGUCACUUAUUAGUAAAAAGGCACCAGGCACACUCCACCAGUUACCAUUUGCUUACCUGGGAGUAAGCCCUGUUGAACACAGUGGGCCUUACUUCUGAGUAAGUAUGUAUUGGACAAAGGUUGGAGUAUCCUUGGCCAAUUCUCUUCCCACUAUACUUCCACUGAGUGGGACAGGGACCCAGUUCUAUGGCCACAGUUGUCGAUCUGGCACUUUCCAUGACAUGAAUUAACAUCAGGGAGAAAAGCAGGUUUCCCUUGCUCCACCCCUACUCACACCUUUCACCUUUCCACAGUACAGAUUUGUCUUCUGUCCAAAUCCCAGCUGCUUUCUGUAACAAAAGAUCUGGAUACCAAGGGUGGUGCCUGUUCUGCAAUCCACCAGCUGCCAAAUCUAGGAUGAUCAUUUUUAUAACCAUCAUGUUCACAUUUGCCUGCCUUUCGGAGAGGCAGAGGGGAUAAGAAAUGAAUCGCAUGUGUCUCUUGCACUCCGUUUACUGUGGCAUUCAUAUUCCAAAAUGCAAUAUCAUAUAUUUGGGCCCACCCACAUAAUACCCUUGGACUCCUGUAAGGGGGAGCAAGGUAAGGUGAGUCAGCCACUGCCUACACCAGAAGCCAACUGCAGGCUCCCAAAUCAGGUGAUAAAGAACUUUUGCCCACCUGUGGCACAGAUGAGAUUAGGCCUGUGCUAUCUUGGCAGCAUUGAAGGGAAUAAGGUGAAUCUCCAACAUUUAGGCAUUUAAAAUAAACUAAGCUGACAGUGUCUCCUUUU
This is a messenger RNA of Hemicordylus capensis (graceful crag lizard), 6429 nucleotides long. It is a transcript of the gene SLIT1, whose product is annotated as slit guidance ligand 1. NCBI's taxonomy places the organism in Eukaryota, Metazoa, Chordata, Lepidosauria, Squamata, Cordylidae. The record is from RefSeq and is a predicted model, not a curated record. Gene Ontology annotation, biological process: negative chemotaxis; axon guidance. The transcript is spliced from 37 exons. Gene Ontology annotation, molecular function: heparin binding; calcium ion binding; Roundabout binding. The coding region runs from base 281 to 4888 and encodes 1535 amino acids.